AUGCCUGAGCCCGGCGGCCGUUGCCUCGGCGACCUUGGUCAGCGCCAGCUGCUCAAGGGCUGGCCUGACCUGUGGCUGGUGGGGGACAAGCCCGGCGGCCUCCGCGCGCGCUCCACCACCGCGGCCAUGGCGGCCGCGCCACACCCGCCGCCAUCGCCGCCGCCCGAGCCCGACCAAACCCUAGCGCUCCCGGACGUGCUCCUCCUCCGCGUCCUCGCCUGCCUCCCGGAGCCCCACCUCACGGGCGCCGCCUCGCUGGUCUGCAGGCGGUGGACGCGCCUCGCGGGGCGCCUGCGCCGCCGCCUCGCCGUGCGGGACUGGGCCUUCGUCGCGCACCGCCUGCCCUACCGCUUCCCCGACCUGGCCGACCUCGACCUGUUCCCGGCCUCCAUCGCCGCGCUCACCGCCGCGGCGGCGCCCCACGCCUCCCCGCUCCUAACCUGCGGCGCGGUCUCGCUAACCCUAGACGCCAGCGCGGACCCGCCGCUCGGCGCAUGCCGCUUCGUCGACGACGACGCGCUCGAUCGGGGGCUCGCCGCCGUCGCCGCUAGCUUCCCCAGCCUCCGCCGUCUCUCGGCCACCGCCGCCUCCGAGUCCGGUGGGCUCAUGGCCAUCGCCGGCGGAUGCCCGACGCUGCAGGAGCUCGAGCUCCACCGCUGCACCGACCUCGCCCUCCGCCCGGUCUCUGCCUUCGCGCACCUCCAGAUCCUCCGCAUUGUCGCCGCGUCCCCCGCGUUCUACGGCACCGCCGAGGGCGGCGGCGUCACCGACAUCGGCCUCACCAUCCUCGCCCAUGGAUGCAAGCGGCUCGUCAAGCUGGAGCUUCAGGGUUGCGAGGGGAGCUACGACGGCAUCGCGGCUGUGGGCCGCUGCUGUGCGAUGCUUGAGGAGCUCACCAUCGUUGACCACAGGAUGGACGGCGGGUGGCUUGCCGCCCUAGCAUUCUGUGGGAACCUCAAGACCCUGCGGCUGCAGAGUUGCAGCAGGAUCGACGACGACCCUGGCCCGGCGGAACACCUUGGUGCUUGUCUCACGCUCGAGAGCUUGCAGCUGCACCGGUGCCAGCUGCGUGACCGUAGCGCCCUCCACGCCCUCUUUUUGGUCUGCGAGGGAGCCCGUGAGAUACAGGUCCAGAAUUGCUGGGGCCUUGAAGAUGAUAUGUUUGCCUUGGCUGGCCUAUGCAGGAGAGUAAAAUUCCUGUUGUUAGAAGGGUGCUCACUAUUAACAACUCGAGGUCUCGAAUCGGUGAUAACCUCAUGGAGCGAUCUCCAGAGUCUAGAAGUUGUUACCUGCAACAAAAUCAAGGAUGAGGAAAUAACCCCUGCCCUUUCAGAGCUAUUCUCCAAUCUCAAAGAGCUGAAGUGGCGACCUGACAACAAGUCACUUCUUGCUGCGAGCCUCGUUGGCACUGGGAUGGGAAAGAAGGGCAGGGUAUUUUUCAAAAGGCUCCCGAUCCCGCUGCCCUGCAUGGGGGAGCCCACCGCCGCCUCCCGCGUCUCGCCGGGCUCCUCCCCGGCCCGCUCCGAGGCCUCGCGGGGCGCCCCUGGCUACAACGCCGACGCCGAGCCGGACCCGGAGCCCGAGGCCGAGGCCUCCGUGGGGCGGAGCACGCAGAUGCUGCUCGCGAUGGCCGCCAUGGGCGGGCGCGGCGGGCCCUACGGCCGCCGCCCGGCCUCGUCCUACGGCAGCUGCACCGCGUGGAGCGCCGGGUCGCUCACCAGGCACCGCCCCGCAUCGCCGUCCCCGAUCUGCAGCCCCGUGAACAGCCACGGCGGCGGCGGGGAGGAGGACCGCGAACCGCACGGCGGUGACGACGCCUCCUCGUUCGUCACGCCACGGAUGGAAGAAGAGCAAGGGAGGGCCAGAGCAGAUUUCAUGAAUCCUUCUGCUACACCACGAAACAUCAGACAGACACCCAGGCACCCUUCCCUGCUGGAUAGGAGAGUUGAAGGGGCCAAUCAAAUGCCUCCAAGAUUCAUUCACAAGACCACACCAGCUAGAUUUAUGCGCCGAGUUCGCUCCUCACAUAAUUUCCGUCAGCGCGUGGGUGCACUAGAUGCUAUCAAUGAAUGGAGACUGCCCAAAGUCAGUGAAGGGGAUGACGAGGGAGGUGAUAAAAAAGACUGGCAGGCUGAUACCGUGUCAUCUCGUAUAUCCUCAGCUCGUGAUUGGAAUUUUGAGUCUGAUGGUGCCUAUGAGGGUAGCAAUCAUAGUGAUCGUGCAUUUGGCGAUUCAGAUGGUGAGAACUGUCCAGUUGAAGUGCAAAGGAUGGAGAGACGGAUCCCGAGCUCCGUGUUAAAACCACAAGGCAAUUUAGUCCAUGCCAAGUUGGUUGCCUGGAAGGAUGCGCAGAUUGCAAAGCUCAUAGAAAAGCUGAAAAGGAAAGAAGCCGAUAUUGAUGAUUGGCAUUGGAAGAAGAUCGCAAAGGCCAAGCAGAAGAUGAGAAGUGCUGAGUUGAAGUUGGAGAAGAAGAGAGCGGAAGCGGCAGAAAAGAUGCAAAAGGCGAUAAAGCAUGCACAAAAAAAAGCUGAUAAGAAGAAAGUCAAGGAGCAGGUAGCCACUAAAGUUCAGAUAGAUGGUGUUGAGAGGGCAUUGGAUAAGAUGUCAAGGACAGGAAGACUCCCCUGGUCACUAGCUUUUUUGUGA
Messenger RNA from Miscanthus lutarioriparius, 2646 nucleotides. The record is from the annotation of a GenBank genome assembly. Lineage: Eukaryota; Viridiplantae; Streptophyta; Magnoliopsida; Poales; Poaceae.